Molecule: messenger RNA, 360 nt
Organism: Prorocentrum cordatum
Lineage: Eukaryota; Dinophyceae; Prorocentrales; Prorocentraceae
Source: the annotation of a GenBank genome assembly
AUGUCGAGACCUCCUCAGCUCAUCGAAGGCGCCUGCGCCGAAUCACCGCCGUCCCCUGCCUUCUGGAAGCGCCUGCGUGUCGUAGGUCGGCGAUUGUUUGUUUGCAGCGUGGCUGGCGCUGCUGUCUCCGCAGUUUGUUUGCCCUAUCAGUUCUCUUAUGCUCGUUGUACCAUGAUGGGCAGCCUUUGUAACUCUGAUAUCCCUCCCUCCCUCCCGCUCCUGCUUCUGGAAGGUUUUUCAAGGAGCCGGGCCCAGCGUUUCAGCGGAGCCGUGCGACUCACGGCUGGUGAGGCCAGAUCCGCACCAUAUUCUGCAGGCUUGGGCCCCAUUUCUCUGCUCUCUGCCACCCUGCUUGCUUGA